This is a messenger RNA of Cyclopterus lumpus (lumpfish), 6157 nucleotides long. RefSeq names its product large neutral amino acids transporter small subunit 1-like. The record is from RefSeq and is a predicted model, not a curated record. Gene Ontology annotation, biological process: neutral amino acid transport; amino acid transmembrane transport. Bases 3194 to 4996 code for a protein of 600 amino acids. Gene Ontology annotation, cellular component: membrane. Gene Ontology annotation, molecular function: neutral L-amino acid transmembrane transporter activity; L-amino acid transmembrane transporter activity. The transcript has 12 exons. Lineage: Eukaryota; Metazoa; Chordata; Actinopteri; Perciformes; Cyclopteridae.
AGCCUCUCGAACAGGUCGUGUAUUUUACAGCAAAGUCAUCCGUGUUUAGUCUUUAACAACAUACCAUAAAAAGAACGUGACAGAGGCUAAACGGAUGUAAACAAAAAAACAGUUAAUUCAAAAAACAGUUAAUCUCGCACACCGCAACUUCUGAAUGCAAAAAGUGUCCUGGUCAUCCUCACUGACAGCACCGUCCCACCGCAAGACUUUCCUAGUCAACCUCACCGACCUGCCAGGCAUCAAACGGUGAAUGUUUCUGACUGAACAAGCAAUUCCAAUGUUAAAAAGCUUAUGUGUGAUGUUCUAGUUAAAUCAGAUUUGUAGGCUGAGGGGAUGUCGAGGUGUAAGGAGUGUAGUAUAUCUCAAUCUGGUAGAUAUGAGCUACUAAAACAUAUUAGACUGCAGCACUGGCAGAGGCAGCGCUAUCCAUGCCCACACAUAAACUGCCCAUGUACUUUUAAGACAUGGAAUGCUUUGCACAUUCAUUUAAGUAGAGAUAUCUUUCAAAUUUCAGAUAUAAUUGUUUUGAUUUUGACUCUUAGACGCUGAAAUGGCAUGCUGGGCGAGCCGAUUUCAUUCAGAUCACACUCCUAAUCGAUCAAACACAUGUUUUUUCUAGCUUUUGAAGAAAGCUUGUUUUUGUUAUCUUUAAAAAUAAAGAUGUCGAUAGGUGAAAAAUAGCAUGAAAGAGAGAACAUUUUACAGUUAUUUCCUCCAAAUUAAAAUACCAUUAAUGCAUUAAUUCGGGAGUUUAACAGGAACAUGUAUUAUUUGUUAUUUGCUUUUUUCAAACUAGUGCACGAGACAGUGUAAGCGGUCACUAUAGAAUCAACGUGUAGAGUAAAUAGCAGGACGUUUACAAUCCAAUCGGUCGCGUUUUGAAAUAUAAUGCUGUGGCACGAUUGUUUCUGUAUUACACGUAACUAACAUGAAUAACACUAUUGGUGGCCAUUAUCAGUCUACCAUGCCUUUCAAUAUCCCAUGAGCCCUUGCGGGUUUUGAACCUUUCGACGAACUAAGAUACUUACAAACGAAUGAGACGAUCUUUGAAAGAGCGAACUACCGCUCGUAUUACACACGUGUAUUGUUGAUUAAAGUUACACUGUGGGACCAGUUUACACAUUUUGCGACACCAUGAUGUUGAGUCGCUGCUGUGCGUCUUCGUACUAAAGCUCCGCGGGCCCAUUUCUUCAUCCGGGCAUUCAGAAGGCUUGCUAUCUGGGCUACACACAGGGGACCUGGUUUCUCUCACAACCCGCCCAGGGGAAAGUCCCCGGACUCCCGGCAGAAAGUGCCCUGGCUGAAGCCAGUGUCGGCCCGCGGCUCACCGUUGUGAAGCUGAGAAGUCCGUUGGACGGAGCUUGGUGAUCGCAGGUCGACUUUGUCAGCGUUACUAGUAAUGCAAGUGUGCGCGCGCGCAGCAACAGAACGGGGCUCAUUCUCGGAAUGCACUUUUGCAAACAUUAUACAAUCUAUAUAUCUACUAGUUUAUAGUCUAUGAUCUGCAUCGCAGACUCAUGACGUGCAAAUACACAACUUUACAUACGUGCAAAUACAGUAUCUUUACAUACUCCGGUACAGUAGGGGGCGGCAUUCACUGUAGGUAGUGGAUUACGUCUUCUUCUACUUUGAAUUCUGCAGGCUAGAAGUAGCAAAGACUGCCCUCUACGGGUUGUUAAAUGAUUCUAUGAACACUAGUGCAGAAGUGCGCAGAGUAAAAACUGUUUGUCCAAUUGUUCCCAGGUCUUUCUUCAAUUUGAGGUGAGUAAUUCUCUCAUUGGAUGGAGAAGGAUGCACUUGCCGUCUAGAUGUUUCGCAAUCAGAGCCAAUCAUCCAACAAUGAUUAUGACCAUUGCAUAUUCUCUAAUGCCUGCUAAAUUGCAUUUCCACAGUUUCCUCUCCCAUAUUUCUUUUUGGGACUCUUUUGGGGUUUAUGAUUUAGGUGUAUUCUGGUGGUCUGUAUUGUGUGGAAAUUUCUAUUUUAUCAUUUGAUUAAUCUAUUUCAGUUGGCUUAAACAGGUCUGGGUGUGAAAUGUAUUUCUCUUAUUUAGAACACCGAGUCACUGCAUAUAUUGAAAUACUUGUUUUAUUGACUCCACCGGUUUACAUGAGAGGACACGAUGUGCAGUCGCUGGUUAUUUCACAAAAGGCUACAAAGCAAAUUUAUUUAUUAGAACUUGAGCUGCGCAUCCUUUUAAGUACACCAUCUUCCACUUGUGCGUCACCUUAUACUUAUACUGCAUUGGUUGACCCUUAAGUCAUAAAAACACAUCUCAAAUUUGCAACAUGUAUAGGUCUCCAUCUAGUGGUUAACAAUGGGAGGUGCAACCAUUUAAAUUCAAGCCAGGAGCCUGAUUUAAAUUCAGGGGAAAUCAACCUGAUAUUAUAAUGUAAUGUGGCAAUUAAAACUUAAAACUCUCGAAAAAUACUGACGAUUCAUCUUUUCCUUUUGAAGCGCUGUGAACGUUUUGUCAAUUUUGGGAAUACAAUUAGCUGCAAUCUUAAAUAUUUGAACAAUUCUAACAUCUCAGAUGCUGUCGGCCUUCCAAAUUUGUUAACAUUCUCUAUAGACUGUUAUAUUCUAAAUCCACCAAAUAGUUUUUCAAACUGUCUGUAAACCGCUAUAAUAUAUAUAUGUUUACUGACUUUACUUUAUGUGACUCAUAGUGUGUCUCUAUCUAAAGUAUUGUGCAGUAUGAGUACACUGAAUAUGAUGCUGUACCUCAUCAUCAAUAUUUUGCAUUAUGUGCACUGAGCAGUGGGUCUCCAUUUGCUCUUCGGUGUCACCUUUCUGCACGACAGGAGAACAAAGACACUUGUUUUCCCACAUUAACAUCACUAGCGGGAGCACUGCAUGCAGAGCAUCCUUCCUAAUACACUCUGACAUGAGAGCACACACUGCAGGUGUACAUGGACAUACUGUAUACUACUGGAUUAGGCUGCACAGAUUACCGCAUCACAUGGUGGCCCCUCCAAAUGGUGCUUGCCAGUAGCCUACUUCCCCCUCUAAGCUAUCCCAUCAUUCAUUUGGAGUGGGCGUCGGCUCAACAGCAUCAUCACAAAGGUUCAGCUCCUCCCUGCCGUAUCCUGAAGAGCCGAGGGGAGGGAGAGACAGGGAAAGGAUCAGGGUCAGAUGAAUGCUCGUCUGAGUGACGAAAGCAGUGUGUGCAAAUGAAGAGGAGAGUUUGUGUGCAUGUGUGUGAGGAAGGACGAAUCAGGAAGGGCUAGAGACCGGGUUGGGGGGGCUGGGGGUUGGGUUGGGGGGGGGGAUUGUGUGUGUGUGUGUGUAAGGGAGACAGAGGAAAUCCAGGCACGAGGUGGAAGGGGACAUAAAGGGUGGAAGGAAAAGGGGGGCAGGAGGAAAAAGACAAGGGGACCCAGAUUAAGAAGGAAGAUGGCUGAGCCGGAGCUGAAAUCACGGAGCAGCCGGGAGAGCGUUGCCAAGGCAGCAAGCCAGGAGAAGAUUGGAGGAGACCCAAACCAAGAUGGUCUGAUUGUAGAGCAGCCAGCGUCUCCAUCUACCCUCAUGGUCCCUGCUCCCACUGCCACAAGCCCGGCCGACCUGCCUGCCAAAGGGGAGAAGAUUGUGCUCAAACGCAGCAUCACCCUCUUCAAUGGAGUGGGAAUGAUCAUCGGCACCAUCAUUGGCUCUGGCAUUUUCGUCACUCCAACAGGCGUGGUCAAAGAGACUGGUUCAGCUGGGCUUUCCCUGAUCGUCUGGUCUGCCUGUGGAGUGAUCUCGACCAUGGGCGCCCUGUGCUACGCUGAGCUUGGCACAACCAUCACCAAGUCGGGGGGCGACUACACUUACAUCCUGGAGGUGUACGGCGAGCUGGCGGCUUUUCUGAAGCUGUGGGUGGAGAUGCUCAUCAUCCGGCCGUCGUCACAGUACGUGGUGUCGCUGGUGUUCGCCACCUACCUUCUGAAACCCCUGUACCCAAACUGCCCCGUGCCCGACAGCGCAGCCAAAUUUAUUGCCUGCAUGUGUCUAACCUCCCUGACGUUUGUAAACUGCAUCAGUGUGAGAGCGGCCACCAAGGUGCAGGACUUGUUCACAGCCUCCAAACUAGUAGCCCUGCUCAUCAUCAUCCUCUUUGGCUUCAUCCAGAUUUCCACAGGUGAUGUGCCGUACCUGAAACCAGACAAAGCAUUUGAAGGCAGCAAACUGGGAGUGGACAAUAUUGUCUUGGCUCUGUACAGUGGACUCUUUGCUUUCGGAGGCUGGAAUUAUCUGAAUUACGUGACCGAGGAGAUGAUCAAUCCCGAGAGGAACCUGCCCUUGGCCAUCAUCAUAUCCAUGCCUAUAGUAACGGUGGUGUACGUGUUGACCAACCUGGCCUACUUCACCACCAUCUCUCCUGAAGUCAUGGUUGAGUCUGAGGCUGUUGCCGUGAGUUUUGGAGAGUACCAUCUUGGUGUGAUGUCCUGGUUGAUUCCUGUCUUUGUUGGACUGUCCUGCUUUGGAGCCGUCAAUGGGUCCCUGUUCACGUCAGCAAGGUUGUUUUAUGCUGGAGCUCGAGAGGGUCAACUCCCUGCUGCUCUGGGUUUGGUCCACACAGACCUCUUCACACCAGUGCCGUCUCUCAUCUUCACAUGUUUGCUGUCCAUGAUGUACGCCAUCUCGCAGGACAUCUUCUCUGUCAUCAAUCUUUUCAGCUUCUUCACCUGGCUGUGUGUUGGCAUGGCCAUUGCCGGCAUGAUCUGGCUGCGCUUUACCAAGCCCGACCUCAGAAGGCCCAUUAAGGUGUAUCUGGUCAUCCCUGUGACAUUUGUUUUGGGCUGUGUCUUCAUGAUCAUCGUGUCCUUCUGGGCAGCUCCGUUUGAGUGCCUGGUAGGCUGCAGCAUUAUUCUCACAGGCAUCCCAGCGUACCUACUGGGCUACAAGUGGAAGAAACCGCAUGCGGUCCAGAAGAUGCUGGAUAUCUUCACCGUGUUCUGUCAAAAGAUCUUCAUGUCUGUUCCUGAGGAGAGGGGGCAACGCGAGGCGGCUGAAUAACGCUGGGAACACUCAACAACAUGAUGGACUGUCUCAACAUUUUUGUCUGAACAUAUGUCUACAUUCAUUCACUUGUGAUUUGGCUAAAGCAAUUUCUUUUAAAAACUUUAACGAACCAGGCAUGUAACUGGGUAACAAAUUGAUAUUGGGCGGCUUGUCAAUCUUGGUACAGGAGGGUUUAAGUGUGAUCUUGUGUAGCCUAAAAAGUAUGAAGGCAUUUCUUGUGAACACUACAGAUGUUCUACAUUUGACAAGUACCUCUCCUUUAAUCCAAGAACAUGCUUACAUGUUGCAUGUUAGUGAGUUAAAGGAGAGCCCUGAUCUUAAAAGGUGAAUCAUUAUGUGCUGCCAACACAGUGUUAGAAGCUGCAUUCAGAUACUCUAGUGGCCUAACACACAAGUGUUUUGUUCAGCUAAACUGUCCCGAUAAGUAGCUUAGAGAGACACAAUAUUUGAUAACUACAAACCAUAAAUAGCUUAAUAUAGUUUACCGUUUUCUAGAAUAUGAACGCUGAACUGAGAACUUACUGCAUCAGUUAAUGAUGUAUGGACUAAUUUGAAGUAAACAACACAGCAAACAGUGUAUAAAUAAGGCCAUGUUUGGAGGAGACAAUGGUUAACUAGCUGAACACUGAUUACAUUGUAUUCAUAUGCUAUUAAUAUUUGUGUGAAUAACAACUGAUUUUAAUAUUUGUACAUUUGUUGCAUUCAUUUGAAAAAUGAAUCCACAGCCCUAUCUGAAAGCACAAGCUAAAGUGAGAUGAAGGAGAGUGUAAUAUUUCCUGAAGAUGUGUUGCUGUGAAGCAGGUCUGUUUAUUGUAUCAUUUUAUUCUCACAUCAAACCAUGUCAGAGUCAUGCUGUGCUCCAUAUGUGAUGAUAUCUGAUGAAAUGACAGUGGAUCUCUGCAGCUGUUUGUGAGGUAUUAUGAUAAGAAACUGAAGACCUGCGUAGAUAUCCUUAUGAUGUCCUUAUUUAGAAAACUCCAUUGUGGUGUUAGUGUUUUUGUGUUGUUUGUAUAUAUGAUCUGUGCCAGCAAUUGUAGUAUUCUGUUUGUUUAUUUUUUUUUAUUGUCACUAUAAGACCAGUAUGAAUGUUGCAAAUGUAGUGACAUCAGCUUUGCUUUUAUAUUUUACCUAUAAAAUCUUUUCUUUUAAACUGAA